AUGGAGUAACUUGUCUUCUUUUUCGCUUUUUUUGUUUACAUGAUUUUUGAUUUUUCUGUUUCCAUUUUUUAAUUGUGAUUGAAAAGAUUUUCUCUUAUUGUUAUUAACUGAUUUAAUUUUCUUUUUCAAGCUUAAUUAUGGAAGGAUUGACCAAUACUCUUAUUCAAGUUGGUGUUGUUGGUGGAGCUCCAAAGGAUCAAACUGAUAAAUAUCGGAUUAUUUUGGAUGAAAUUAUUAACAAUCAGGAUACUAACGAGAAAAUAGAGGGUCUCAAGUUGUUCGUUAAAACUAUAAUCAAUGAAUCUGUUAGCUUGGUCAUAUCAAGACAAUUGUUGAUUGACAUCGCUGUUUUGUUAACCAAAUUUGAAAAUGAUGUUACUAAAAAUAUCGCUCAUUUUAUUUUGGAUAAAGUUCAACCAAGGGUUAUCUCAUUUGAAGAGCAAGUUGCUGCUAUUAGGCAACAUUUAGCAAGUAUUUAUGAGAAAGAAGAACAAUGGAAAGAAGCAGCUAAUGUAUUGGUUGGAAUACCUUUGGAAACUGGUCAGAAACACUACACUGCUGAUUAUAAAUUGGAAACUUAUCUAAAAAUUGCUCGACUUUACCUGGAAGAUGAAGAUCCUGUUCAAGCUGAAGCGUUUAUCAAUCGAGCUUCAAUGUUACAAACCUCAACACAAAAUGAACAGUUACAAAUUCAUUAUAAAGUCUGUUAUGCUCGAGUUCUUGAUUAUCGGCGAAAAUUUAUCGAAGCUGCUCAAAGAUAUAACGAACUCAGUUAUAAAACGAUCGUCGAUGAGGUCGAAAGAAUCGAAUGUUUAAAGAAAGCCAUGAUUUGUUCCAUUUUAGCUUCGGCUGGUCAACAAAGAUCUCGAAUGUUAGCUAAUCUUUUCAAGGAUGAAAGAUGUCAACAACUUCCAUGUUUUAAUAUACUUGAGAAAAUGUAUCUCGAUAGGAUAAUCAAAAGAUCAGAGAUGGAUCAAAUUUCUGAAUUACUCGCCGCUCAUCAAAGAGCCAAAACUGCCGAUGGUUCAUCAAUCAUGGAUCGAGCAAUCGUUGAACAUAAUUUACUUUCCGCUUCCAAACUUUACAAUAAUAUUAAAUUCGUUGAGUUAGGAGCCAUUCUAGAAAUUGAUCCUCGUAAGGCUGAAAGAAUUGCUUCUCAAAUGAUUACCGAAGGUCGAAUGUCCGGUUCGAUUGAUCAAAUUGCGUCCAUUGUUCACUUUGAGACUCGUGAAGUUUUACCAACUUUCGAUGAGCGAAUUCAGGACAUUUGUUUCCAGGUCAACAAUUUAAUCGAGAAAAUUAGCCAAUCAUCACCUCAAUGGAUUGAAACAACUCUGGAUGCACAAAUGAUUCUUUAACCAGGAUAAAUGGAUUGAAACACUUUUUUUUAAUCAUUGUAUAAAAACAACAAAUGUCCACAAUUAACAAUUGAAAAAGAAACAAUUUAAUCAACCCGA
Panonychus citri (citrus red mite) is the source of this 1457-nucleotide messenger RNA. It is a transcript of the gene CSN4, whose product is annotated as COP9 signalosome complex subunit 4-like. The transcript is spliced from 4 exons. Gene Ontology annotation, cellular component: cytosol; COP9 signalosome. The coding region runs from base 138 to 1358 and encodes 406 amino acids. The record is from RefSeq and is a predicted model, not a curated record. NCBI's taxonomy places the organism in Eukaryota, Metazoa, Arthropoda, Arachnida, Trombidiformes, Tetranychidae.